GGUGUCUGAGGUACUGCUGCUUAAGACCAGACCAGAGCAGAGCCUGGGACUGACUCCAAAGCUUCUCCGAGCUCCACUUCUCACUGGUCGCUGCUUCUGGAUCUAACUGCCUCUCGCGUAUCUGAAGGAGAAAUUGUCACUAUCUUUUUUGAAUUUGGAGCUGUUUGUACUCACAGCUGUUUGGAACAUUGGAACAGAAUAAUGGAUCUCACCACUUUUUACUUCCUGGCCACUACUUUGGUUUUGAUGCUGGAGCAUGAAGCAUACUCAGACCCCACCGCCCCUGGGCCUGGUCCAGAGGAGGGCCCCGUGAUGCAGCUCGUCCACAGGCCCCUACGGCGGGAGAAGCGUUGUUCCUGUGAGAACCUGAAUGAUAAAGAAUGUGUGUACUUCUGCCACAUUGGCAUCGUCUGGGUCAACACUCCUAGUCAGGUAGUGCCAUAUGGAGUGGGCUCCUUCCCUGUUCGACUGAGGAGAGAGGUGGGACGGUGCUUCUGCGUGAAGAGAAAUGACUUUGAGUGUCUUCACUUUUGCUUUGCCUUGGAUACACUCAAAGAAGGUGAAAAUUAUUUGGUCAAGAGGAGAUUUGCGACAAAGUUGAAGAAGAGAUAUAAGGCUGAAAUCUCAAAUAAAAGGAUCCAACAAACACUAAUGCAAGAAACCUGAAAGAAGAGAAUGGACACUAGUUUCAUCACCCUAGUUUCAAGUCAUCUACUUUGAUUGGUCUCUCUUACAAUAUGAUGCAAAAGAACAUUGUACAAUGGUGGGCCACUUCUGAAAUGUAUUUAUGAAAUUAUGUCGUAACUUUGCCGUCUUUUAAUGAUUGUGAAUCAUUCUCAAAUGUUUUAUUUGCUGUACAUAAAUGUUUCUACUUUACAACAUACAGUACAUAAAUAAUGUUGAAAUCAGAUGCAGUUAUAUAGUUACAGUAAUGCAGAAAUUAGCAGUAUUAAGAUGUUAAAUUGAAAUGUAUUGUAUCUCUGUCAAUAUUGUUUCUGUCAUGUUACAAUGUUUUGGCCCCUUGCAUCCAUGUUUGCUGUCAUAAAGUUUGAAUGUGAAAGACAUGCGUGCUAGAGAUGCAAAGUGAUGCAGUUCAUGGUUCUUAGCAGUGAGUUAUGUGCCAAACCAGACAGGGAAUCAUCUGUGUGAUCUAGGACAGGUGGGUGAUUUAAUGUAUCAUAUAUCCAAAAGUAUAAAAGUAGAGUUUACAUGUUACAGCAGUGGUAUCCAAAGUCGGGGUUGCCAAAAUAGUCCCUGCUGAAAAAGUUUGAAUACCAGUGUUACAAUUAAAAUUGCAUUGCUACCAAGACAUGGAUUUCAGACUAGGGCUGAUAUUCAAGCAAACCUGCAAGGCUACCAGACCGCUGAAGAAAAACCCAUUUCAUAUAGUAUUACUAUCUCUUACAGGGAAUAAAGCUAGUCUGUAUUGACGUAUUAUCUCAUAACUAGCUAUGCAGGUUGG
This is a messenger RNA of Coregonus clupeaformis (lake whitefish), 1462 nucleotides long. RefSeq names its product endothelin-1-like. The record is from RefSeq and is a predicted model, not a curated record. NCBI's taxonomy places the organism in Eukaryota, Metazoa, Chordata, Actinopteri, Salmoniformes, Salmonidae. Gene Ontology annotation, molecular function: endothelin B receptor binding; hormone activity. Bases 202 to 666 code for a protein of 154 amino acids. The transcript is spliced from 4 exons. Gene Ontology annotation, biological process: regulation of vasoconstriction; vein smooth muscle contraction; regulation of systemic arterial blood pressure by endothelin. Gene Ontology annotation, cellular component: extracellular region.